AUGCUGAGGUCAUUAGUUGUGAAGGCAGCUUCUAAACAUAACAGCCUUCGUCUUGCCCAAUUCAGCUUACAGAGAGGAAUGCACAGUAGAAAUAAGCAGGCAAUGGAGCUUAUUGCGAAAGGCUGGAGUGCUCUGCAAGAAGUUGAUAGAGUAAUUGAUUAUUGCGAACUUAACGACAAACGUCUCAUCCCUCUUCUCAGGACAGCAAAGGAGAACUUUGAGUUAGCUUUGGAGGCUGACAACUUAAAUACCCAUGCCAGAUAUUGGCUGUCCAAAUUGCAUCUCAAAUACCAUGUCCCUGGGGCAUGUAAAGCUAUAGGAGCUGCUUUGUUAGUGGAAGCUGCAGAGAUGGGCGAUGCAGAUGCACAGUAUGAGUUGGGUUGCCGUUUAAGAGUUGAGAACCAAUAUGUUCAAUCAGAUCAGCAAGCUUUCUAUUAUUUAGAGAAAGCCGUAGACCAGAUGCAUCCAAAGGCUCUCUACCUUUUAGGUUCUGUAUAUUUAACGGGAGAUUGUGUGAAAAAAGAUAUCGCCUCAGCAUUAUGGUGCUUCCACAGGGCGUCAGAGAAGAUCGUGCUUAAUAUUCAUUACGCACAUGCAGGGUCAUGCUGGGGCUGCUAUAGCAUAUGGAUCUCUUCUUCUCACAGGUGUUGAAGUUCCAGAAUCUGUGACAAAAUUCAACUUAAAGAGGGGUUCCUCUACCAGAACAUCAAGGAAGAAUGCAAGACGUUCUGUGUCAAACCCAGUUGAGAUGGCAAGAGAACAAUUUGAAAUUGCUGCAAAAGCAGGAUGCGAUCUCGGAUUUAAAUGGUUGAAAAGACUCGAGGAGGAAGAGAAGCGUCUACUGGCAGUGGCUGCAUAGUAUCUGAACGGCAUAUCUGAAUAUCUAAGCUCAAUGUGGAGGUAUUUAGCUGUCAUAAGUGUUUCUCAGAAAUUUAUUAGUUGUCUUACAGAAUAAUACUACAUAAUCAGUAAUCAGUUGGUGUAGUCUCUUGGUAUUUUUUGAUUUCAGAAAUGCAUACUC
This is a messenger RNA of Ilex paraguariensis (yerba mate), 1021 nucleotides long. Lineage: Eukaryota; Viridiplantae; Streptophyta; Magnoliopsida; Aquifoliales; Aquifoliaceae. The record is from the annotation of a GenBank genome assembly.